AUGUCACAUGUUUUAAGACGUUUUUACGGCACAAAUACGGGGAGAGUGUCCCGAUGUGCAAGCCAGUGUCGUAAUAUCGGCCGGAACGCGCUCGCGUUCCUUGACGACGGACCAGCGCGUAAUAAUGGAUAUCGUCGCCUCUCAACACACGAUUCGUCAGUAAUCAAUGAUUCUACUGGAUAUUUAGAUCUAGACGGGGCUCAAAGCGGCCCCUCUUCGCCUCCACGUGCCGAUUCUUUGGGAUCAUCUGUGUCUACGCCUCCUUUUGCAAGUUUCUUAGAUUCUUGUGCAGAGCUGACAGAAUCGCUAGUAUUUGACCGUCAUAGGAAAUCUAAGCAGGUUAAGGAGCAUUUGCGGUCUUUGGGUUCCGGGACAGUUGCCGAUGUUAUCGCAACAUUGGACUGCUUGGGUCUUUUGCAGUCUGGUAAAGCCACCGUAACUGGGCUGAAUGCCCAUAAAGUAGUUUCUAUAAUCUCUACUCUGGCACGUACGUGCUAUACAUGUGCUGCUGCUGGUGUUAUAGUGCCCCGAGAGGUAGUACUGGGUUAUACCUCUGCGUUACACGGGUCGCUUAUGGAACUGCUGGCUGGCCAUGGUACUGCGGAUAGUGGUGGCGAUAAAUCACUAAAUCUGGGAUCUACCACAAUAACAUAUUCUCACGAUGAGCGUUCUCCUUUGGUCACUGAUAUUUCUAAUGCCUUGGGGUUGUUACUGUUAAGUGCAGCCGAGUUUGGUUUGGGUAUGGACGUACGUCAUCUGUGUGAUGAGAUGUUAAGAGGUAAGAAUUCCCGGGUUGUCCUGGAAUCGGUUACUGGCAUUUGUCUCAAUGCGUCGACUUUAAUAUAUGUUAUGUUCGACGAGGAGAAAGGGUUGGCUUCCGAGUCCCAUUUGCACCAUCUUGUAACUGUCCUUGACGCGUUGCCACUCAAAGAGAUGACCCUAAGUCUACGUGAUCUCUUUUACUGCAAGUUGUGGGUAUCUUGUGUUGAUUGGCGUCACCCGGGUUUUAUCAAGCAGCUUACCCCUGCAGGCCGUAGCUUCAUCCAGAAUGUGGUCAUGCUCGACCACAUUGUUGAGACUAGCGGGUUAGCCAGUGAAACUGAUACUUUACUGUUUACCAAGUUGCGUGAGCAGCACUGUGAAGUGGACAUGGACUUUUUGGCAUUGGAACCAUUUGUAUUCCCUUUGUUGUGUUGUUCCACCAAGGAGGUUCACGAGGCUGACGUUUCAGAUUGCUACUUUGACGGUGAUCGUCGCGAGUGGCGUCGUGAAUGUCUAGUUUGGCGACGUACUAUCGCAGAGAGUUAUAUUAAUGGCAUUUUGCCAAUUGUCGCCAGUAUGUUUUUUCUGAGUCGGAUCUUCCAUUCACCUCCGAAGUCUCCCAGGAACAUAUAUUUUCCGUGGCAGACUAUCUGCGUGCAUCGUUCUGGUGCCUUUUUGGAGCGUAACCGUUUGGCGUUGCGUGUCCCUAUAAAUUUGACAAAAUUUGAGAUCCGUGAGUAUCUGCGUAAGUUAUAUGGAGCGCAAGUUAUCAAGGUGAACACUUUGAUAAAGGUCCCGCGUAUAAGGCGUGACCUUGCAAGUCGUCGGCCCCGGUAUUAUCGCAACGGUCCUAUGUACAAGAAGGCUAUAGUAACCCUUGAGCAUUCUGUUCCCGAUGAGGUAAAAAUGCUGGGUCGUGAUUUUGAGCUUGGUGUGAACCCUGCUAUAACAAAGAAGAACGUUCAUUACGGGAAAAAGAAAGAUUACAGUUAUGUACCAGAUAGGAGUAAAGACCCACUAACUGGAGUAGGAGAAUAUUCGUGGCGUUUACCUUUACCCAACCUGCUUGCAGAUGAUGAUUGGGAGAUGCAUCCUGAUCUAACGGAUGAUUCCGAUCACCUUCGUAUGAGUCCUGAUCCUACAGAACCUCAUGUUCAUGGAGGUUCAUAUGUAGGUACUACUAAGCCUGAAAUAGUUCCAGAUCAACGUUAUACUAUGAUGGACCUUACCCCUUGGCGUCGGAAGUUGCAACGUCAAGAGGCAUCUGAGAAGGACUCAGUGGCGCCAGCUACUCCUACGCCUUGGAACUUUCCUAAGGAACAUUAG
This is a messenger RNA of Babesia sp. Xinjiang, 2088 nucleotides long. RefSeq lists its product as uncharacterized. The coding region runs from base 1 to 2088 and encodes 695 amino acids. The transcript is spliced from 6 exons. Lineage: Eukaryota; Apicomplexa; Aconoidasida; Piroplasmida; Babesiidae. Gene Ontology annotation, cellular component: ribosome; mitochondrial large ribosomal subunit. The record is from RefSeq and is a predicted model, not a curated record. Gene Ontology annotation, molecular function: structural constituent of ribosome. Gene Ontology annotation, biological process: mitochondrial translation.